UCUCUAUAUUCGGUUAGAUAUAAAUACAUACACAAAGUUCAAGCUUUUGGAUAGAAACACACACAAUAUACAACGUAGUAAUAAAAAAGACGUUUUUUAUGAGAGCUAUUAUACACAAACUUUGCCCAUUCUUAAAUACAAAAACACCAACAGUCAGAGUUAACAGUUUCAGAGUCUCUGCCUCAACCAGAAAUAUCACCAUGUCUGAAUCAGAUCAAGCUCCUCCUUUUGACAAUCCCAGAUUGGUGGUCAAGAAGGUUCAAGCCAAACUUCAACAAGAGGGUGAUGGUGCUGUUGUUAGAAGAGGCAUUGGAAGGACUGACUUGAAGAAUUUGGAUCCUUUUCUUAUGUUGGACGAUUUUUCAGUGACUCCUCCCGCUGGAUUUCCAGAUCAUCCACACAGAGGUUUUGAGACUGUCACAUACAUGUUAGAGGGAGGCAUUACUCAUCAAGAUUUUGCAGGCCAUAAGGGUACAAUUGGACCCGGUGAUGUGCAGUGGAUGACAGCAGGUAGAGGAAUUAUCCACUCUGAAAUGCCUGCAGGAGGAGAAACUUCAAAGGGAUUACAGCUUUGGAUCAAUUUAUCCUCCAAAGACAAAAUGAUUGAACCAAGGUAUCAGGAACUUCUAAGGGGGGACAUAGAAAGGGCAGAGAAAGACGGAGUUGAGGUCCGAAUUAUAGCAGGAGAAUCUAUGGGAGUCCAAUCUCCGGUUUACACUCGAACUCCAGCAAUGUUCCUAGAUUUCACUUUAAAACCAAGAGCUCAAAUGCAUCAGAGUAUCCCAGAAUCAUGGAAUUCCUUUGUAUAUAUAAUUGAAGGUGAAGGGGUAUUUGGCAUCCCAAACUCAUCUCCAGUGGCAGCUCACCAUGUCCUGGUUUUGGGUCCUGGAGAUGGUCUAAGUGUGUGGAAUAGGUCUUCAAAGGCAUUGAGAUUUGUGUUGAUUGCAGGGCAGCCACUUAAUGAACCGGUAGUGCAGUAUGGGCCUUUUGUGAUGAACACACAAGCUGAAAUUGAUAGAACUAUUGAGGACUACCACUACAGCAAAAAUGGGUUUGAAAUGGCCAAGUACUGGAGAUCUCAAUAAUCUUUGAAGUACAGUCCAAGAGAAAAAUAAAUAAAUAAAAUAUCACCGUCAUUGUCACUUUCUUCAUCUGCAUACAAUCAAGCAGGAAAAAGAAAGAUUUUACACUCAUUGUAGCUAGAGCUUCUAGAACAUAUAAAAUGUAGCUGGAGCAAAUGUGGUUAUGACUAAAGUAUGAUGGGUCAGCUUAUCUUCGUUAA
Messenger RNA from Quercus robur (English oak), 1282 nucleotides. Its product is annotated as pirin-like protein. Bases 99 to 1085 code for a protein of 328 amino acids. NCBI's taxonomy places the organism in Eukaryota, Viridiplantae, Streptophyta, Magnoliopsida, Fagales, Fagaceae. The record is from RefSeq and is a predicted model, not a curated record. The transcript is spliced from 7 exons.